Messenger RNA from Habropoda laboriosa, 2394 nucleotides. Its product is annotated as sodium-coupled monocarboxylate transporter 2-like. Gene Ontology annotation, molecular function: symporter activity. The coding region runs from base 176 to 1927 and encodes 583 amino acids. Gene Ontology annotation, cellular component: membrane. The transcript has 10 exons. The record is from RefSeq and is a predicted model, not a curated record. Gene Ontology annotation, biological process: sodium ion transport; transmembrane transport. Lineage: Eukaryota; Metazoa; Arthropoda; Insecta; Hymenoptera; Apidae.
AUGUAGAUCUCACCGGGUACUUUUCCGAACUUUCACGAGAUUGCCGUACACGUACAUUUAGAUACCGAUCGAUAUUGGUUCCUCGAACGACAUUGUCGAUUAACGUUUUACGAAUCUGUAAUCCGUGAUUUCGAUAACGAGCGAACAGACCCAAAGUAGAAAGAAAAUAUAGACAAUGGCGGAAAAUGAAACGAGAUCUUUGCUCGGACACGAAUUGAAACAGCUCACCUUCGGAUGGACCGACUAUACGCUGUUCACCGGUCUUUUGGGGAUCAGUGUCCUCAUAGGGAUUUAUUUCGGCUGUUUCGGCAAGAAACAGGAUAAUACUACCGAGUACUUGCUCGGAGGGAAAACGAUGUCCUGUUUUCCAGUUAGCAUGAGUUUAAUUGCCAGUCAUAUAUCGGCAGUUUCUUUGCUCGCCGUACCUGUCGAAGUGUAUCAAUACGGUACACAGUAUGCCGCCUGCAUUUUUACAUCUUUCAUAUCGUGCGGCCUCAUCUCCCUUAUCUACAUGCCAGUGUUUUAUCAACUACAAUUGACCAGCACUUUUGAAUACCUGGAGAUGAGAUUUACGAGGCCGGUCCGGCUGUUCGCCUCCUUUCUCUACUCGCUUUCUUUGAUCAUUUACGUUCCUUUGAUCAUAUACGUGCCGGCGUUGGCGUUUUCACAGGCGACAGCGAUCAAUCUCCACCUGAUCACUCCGAUAAUAUGCAUCGUGUGCAUAUUUUACACGACCAUAGGAGGUUUGAAAGCUGUUGUAUGGGCGGACACUGUUCAAAUGACCGUAACGCUGGGAAGUCUCGCCGCUGUGUUCAUCUUGGGCACCAUAGCCGUGGGCGGUGUGUCUGAGACAGUGGUGUUUUGGAACAUGGAUCCAAGUCCGUUCGUGAGAAAUUCUUUUUGGGGAAUGUCUGUGGGAAUGACGAUGACGUGGUUGACCGGGCUUGGCAUCAGCCAAGUGUCCAUACAAAGAUUUCUCUCUGUGCCGAACAUUAGAGAAGCGCACAAGGCAAUAGGAUUUAUGGGGAUAUGCAUGGUGGCUAUAAAAUGGGUUUCCGUUUUCACUGGGCUUAUAAUGUACGCCAGGUAUCACAAGUGUGAUCCCAUAAGCACACACGUAAUCUCUAGGAGCGACCAAUUGCUUCCGUAUUACGUGUUGGAUGUUGCCGCGGACAUUCCAGGGCUUCCUGGACUUUUCCUCGCCGGUCUAGUCAGCGCUGGUCUCUCGACAAUGAGCGCUAAUUUGAACACAGUCGCUGGGACAAUUUACGAGGAUUUCAUUCAUCCCUGGUUGCCAGAGAGCAACAACAAAGAGCACAGAGCGGCGAAUAUCAUGAAGGCUACCGUAGUUGUCGUAGGAUUAGUUUGCGUCGCGCUAGUUUUCCUCGUGGAUCGCUUAGGUGACAUUUUUCAAGCCUCUCUGACACUUCACGGCAUCACGGCUGGCUCGAUGUUGGGUAUCUUCACCCUGGGAAUGUUGGUACCAUGGGCAACGUCGAGAGGAGCCAUAAUUGGCGGACUCCUCUCCAUGCUUUCGAUGCUGUGGAUCAUCGUCGGUGCUCAAGUGAGCGCGGCUCAAAAGAAAUUAUAUUAUCCACCCCUUCCUACCUCCACGGAAGAAUGCAUCAAAGUAGAAAGUUUGCACAACGCGACAACCACGCAUACACCGAAUCCUGAGGACAAACCUUUCGUUCUCUUCACCGUAUCGUUCAUGUACUACACUACAGUUGGUUUUCUGAUAGUGAUGGUGUUUGGAACGCUCAUCAGUUUCGUGUUUGGCGUGCCAGACUUGAAGGACGUCGACAGAAAUCUUUUUCCACCGAUCGUUCAGAGAUUUCUACCACCGAAAAAGUACACCGAAGUACCACUGCACACGAUUCCAACGACGCUGGUGACGAACCCAGAGAAAGAGAAGCUCAAUUCGUGAAGCGUACGAGGAUUCGUUUAAUUCGUUCCUCCGACCAUGUGUUCAUAGGGUAUUUAAACGAUUUGUAUAUUAGAAUUAAAGAAAGAUUUUCAACAACACGAAGAAUCGUUAAGAACAAACGGACGUUGGUGCGAUAAGCAUCGGAAAGUUCGAGAUGGCCCGUAGAAAAGCUCUACAUAACUGGUUCGAGCCGGGUUGAAAGCACCCAUUAGUCCCUCGAUGAGGGUGUCAAAUUGACUAGAUUAUACAUAUAUCUGUCCCGCGCAUCUCAAUACAAACAACUCGGCUAAACAUCUGGAGGAGAAUGAUGUCUAUCGGAUUAGGACAAAUGUAAAUGCGAAGGGUGUUUUUUUUUUCUCUCUCUCGUCGAGUCAUUCGUCGAGUCCGCUCUUGAAAAUCCGCGAAAGAUCGAUCGUAAAGUUAUGCGCGAAAAAUCUCCAAGGCACCGAUCCGUUCCCGAAAAUAAA